Didymodactylos carnosus is the source of this 1286-nucleotide messenger RNA. The record is from the annotation of a GenBank genome assembly. NCBI's taxonomy places the organism in Eukaryota, Metazoa, Rotifera, Eurotatoria, Philodinida, Philodinidae.
CAUGACCUUUCUGUGCAAAGUUAUAGAAUUUACAAGAAAAGCCAUAAAUGUUCAUUCUCAGCUCAAAGCUACAGAAAUAAGAAGGAAAGCAUUAAUUUAUGGCUUUUCUUGUAAAUUCUAUAACUUUGCACAGAAAGGUCAUGUAGAGCUGGAAGAUGUCUCAUUUUAAUCAGAAAUUUGUGGACUACAAUCAUGCCUCAUUAAGAAAAGUUGUGGUUAUUUUUUAGGGUUUCUGAAAAAAUGGUUCUUCAGAAAACCGGGUCUCCAAGAGCCAUCGGGAAAGAAUCAGAAAUUUUUCGUUUUCUAUCGACUUUCGAGCUCAGUCGUGCAUCAACCAAGAGACUUGUAUGGAUCGAUUUCAUAACUCAUGGUACCGGUGUACUUGUACACUGGAUCGAAGUAACACUCAAUGCAAUAAGAAAGCUUUUACGUUAAAAAACAAUAUGCGAAACUGUUUGUCUCAGCCAAAUUCUACCAUCUUGUGCGCAUAUGUUCGCACAUAUAUAAAACUUAUUUUUGCAUAUGCUCUUGGUUAUAGAUAGUAUUCGGCCUCAACUACUUAUACUGCAAAUAUGAGCUCUUAAUCAACUUUCUAGACCAAGAUAUAAACAUCACAAAUUUGACUGUUAUACAAAUAUCGUUUUAGGCUAUUUUUAGGGCUUUUACGAAAAGCUCUAUAACUUUUUAACGAAGUAAGUCCGAAUGAAAAACUUUGGGAAUCUUCCGAUAUAUGUUGUCUCUACCUACAAUAAAAUCCUGAGCCCAAAACUCAAACAUCGAUUGAGCAAGUUUCGCCGUUCCACUCGGCAGUGACUCAAGUAUAAAAAAAUAAAUCUAUGUCUGUCUUAUAAAACGGCACUAAUCUGACAUGAUUUAUACACAUACUAAGUAAACUAAUAACGUUUUUUGUUGCUUAGGAAAUUUUUGGUGUAGAAUCAAGUGAGGUGAAAGGCCCACGGGAACGACCUACUAUCAUUAUUCGACAUUUAUUUACGAUAUCUAACCAUGUAGCCGACUAUCGACAAUACUUGGACAAGAAUGCCAAUUUAUUAAAAGCAUUUAUACAAUCACGUUGUCCAGGAGUCGUUAAUAUGGCUCAAACAUGGCAAGAAAUUGUUAAAUCAAUGGCCUCAUUAGCAAACGACAUGAAAAAAAAUAUGAGAACAAAAGUAGCACGACAUAUAGCAAAUUCUUCAAAUAAUCAGCAAGCGCCGAUAAUAACAGUACCAACAAAUGUUACUGGAACAGUAAUGGAUGCUGGUGAUCAAAGAGAUUCGGAUCUUUAA